Molecule: messenger RNA, 2842 nt
Organism: Brassica napus (rape)
Lineage: Eukaryota; Viridiplantae; Streptophyta; Magnoliopsida; Brassicales; Brassicaceae
Product: metal-independent phosphoserine phosphatase
Exons: 11
Coding region: 134-850 (238 amino acids)
Biological process (GO): regulation of gene expression
Cellular component (GO): cytosol; peroxisome; cytoplasm
Molecular function (GO): phosphatase activity
Source: RefSeq, a predicted model, not a curated record
GAAAUAAGGUUAUAAAAGCAGAGAGCACACAUCGACUUAUCAUAAGUAAACAAACACAUCUUCCUCUCAGUACUCUUCUCUCUACUCUAUUCUUCUUCUCUGACAAAAGCCAUUAAUACCUGCCCCUUAAAUCAUGGGUCAUGAAUGUAUCGAUGCAUCAAAGGAGUUCAAGUGGGGUGAGGACGUCAACGUUAAAAGUGAAGUAACUGAGAUUGUUCUUGUUCGCCAUGGAGAAACCACUUGGAAUGCUGCUGGAAGAAUCCAGGGACAAAUUGAAUCGGAUCUUAACGAAAUUGGACAAAAGCAGGCUGUUGCAAUCGCUGAGAGAUUGGGAAAAGAGGAGAGACCCAUAGCUAUAUAUUCAUCAGACCUCAAGCGAGCCAAAGACACUGCUCUCAAGAUCGCGGAAACUUGUUUUUGUUCCGAGGUGACUGAAGUGCCUGAGUUAAAGGAGAGGCAUGUGGGUAGUCUCCAAGGGCUGUAUUGGAAAGAAGGAGCAGAGAAAGAACCUGAAGCUUACUCUGCUUUCUUUUCUACCCAAAAUGACCUCGAGAUUCCGGGAGGAGGAGAGAGCUUUGACCAACUUUGUGAGAGGUCUAUGAGUGCCCUUGAGCAAAUUGCAAAGAAGCACAAAGGGGAGAGAGUGAUAGUAGUGACUCAUGGAGGAGUGUUAAGGGCAAUCUACAUGAGGAUCACGCAAGCUUCCUCUGCUGGGAAACUCCUUAAUGCUUCAGUGAAUGUUGUUCGCUUCAGUGACGAGAAAUGGAUCAUUGAUUCAUGGAGCGAUGUUUCUCAUCUCUCAUCAGUUGGAUUCCUCCAACGGGGCUUUGAUGGUGACGCCAAGCCCUAGAGGACCAUUAUCCAUUCUCUAGAUCUCCUCCAUAAAUAAUAUCCUGUGUGUGCGUUUUAUAAGAUACGAAGUGUUUCCAUUGGUGAGGUCGAUGUUCUUGUGGAAAAGUUGUUUAUCUUCUUGUAUUUUGCAUUAAUCGAUUAAUAAUAAAGCUCUCUUCUUCAAAAUAUCAUAAACGUUUACACCAGGAAGAUAAACGUCACAAUUGUAGCUGUGGUGCUAACAAAUAUGAUGUCUCUGCCUAAAAUAAUCUAAAGGCAAAGUAUGAUGUCUCUGAUAACUUCAAAUGUCCUUUGCUAGAUGAAUAAAUUACUGUGUGGCCAGCCUCUUAGAGGUGAAUGAUAUCAUCAAGUGAACUCUAGGAUUGGUUAUGUAAAGACUCGAACCUACCAUUGGAUCCCAACGAGUUCGACAAGUUCCCUCGUCAUAUACUCUCAUAUUAUGCGAAAACCAAACAUGCUUAUUUGAGAAAAAAGAAUGCACAGAUCUGACGGUUGAGAAUAUGCCAACAUGCUUAUUUGAGAUCCAAGGGUUAAAAAGCAUGCGAGGCACAGCUUAUAGAUAGAUCUCUCAGCGCGGGGAGCCGCAGUCAUAAAAAGAAGAAAAAAAAAACCUCUCUCUCUCAUCUUUCUAAACCCUAAUUUUAGGGAGAGAAAGUCCCCAAUCCUCAUCGGUGGAACCAUGGACGAAGAAGGCGAGACCAUCUUAUUUUAUUCCGUGAAGGAGACAUUCGUUUGCUGGAACUUUGAUGAUUGCCCAGUCCCUGUGGAUACCGAUCUUGGUUCUAUUGUUGAUAAUUUCGAACAUGCUCUUCACCAAAUGGGCUUUGAGGGGAGAAUGAGCAUCAAUGUGGAUUGUAAGAAACUCAACUCCAACGAAGAAGCCUUGUUUAAGGCCGGAAGAAUUUUCUACUUACCCUAUACCACACACGAUUACCGCAAAUUUGGAACUAGGCCUACUCUGGAUAUGACUUUUUAUAUGCUCUCUGUAGUACGAGAGACUGCACCAAUACUUGCAAAUUUAGCCGUAGUCGUCAAACCAAAUAUUGAUCCAGGUAGCGAGUUACAUAGGGUUCUGCACUGUUUGAAAUCGAGGGGUCACAAUGUUCUCAUAGUAGAGCUGCCACCUGAUGAAGAGUGUCUUUUUAGUGUUGACUCUCUACUUAAGAAUUCACGAUUUUUGGGUGGAGGAAAGCCUAGAGCCAAAAAAGAGUUAACUCCUGAAGAGAUGCGGCAGGAGGAGGAGGAGGAGGAUGGUAGUUAUGAUGUUAGCGAUCUCUCCAACCAGAAGAUGUUAGAUUUCUCAGAGCGUAUCAAACACGUCAAAGGGCCUAGGACAGUCGUCUUCUGGGACGCCAUUGAUUGCCCAUUCCCUCUUUGUUUCUCUCCUGAACAGAUCUUCCAGAAAAUCAAAUCAGUUCUUAUGAAAAAAGGUACGAAUGAUAAUAUUACAAUCUGGGCUUAUGUCGAUGAACGGUCUUGGAGGGAUAAGUGUCUGGGUAACAAGACUUGGGAUUCAAGAAUCUACUUUCUUCCCGCAGGGGAUAGACGUGUCAGAAUGUUAAACGACAUGUUUCUACAGUCUAGAGACGCUCCUCUGCACCAUUGUCCAGGACUUUUGAUCCUAGUCUCGAAUCAUUUCUCAGGUGACCCCUUCUACAUGGAGUUGUUUGAGGACAUGCAGCACAAAAAUUACCAUCCUUUCUUGAUAACUCCGAGGGAGCACAGCAACAUAUCAGAAAGCCCUGAUGAAUGGCCACUGUCUCUAUUUAAUAGACCUCGCAAAAGCUCACAAGGACCUCUUCCCAAAAAGCCUAAACUGGAUGCUGCUUAAAGUAGCACAUGCCCAGGGCUGAUGAUACUCUGGUUAUUAUGAUGUUGGACGACCUAGCUUAUGUUCCGAUCUUGCUUGCUUCACAAGACUUUAUUGAUAGUAAAGUUUAAAAAGCCAAUGACUAGUUCCGUUUAUAUGGAAGAAUGAGUUUUAUGAAGG